This is a messenger RNA of Pararge aegeria (speckled wood butterfly), 986 nucleotides long. RefSeq lists its product as uncharacterized. Lineage: Eukaryota; Metazoa; Arthropoda; Insecta; Lepidoptera; Nymphalidae. The coding region runs from base 12 to 500 and encodes 162 amino acids. The transcript is spliced from 5 exons. The record is from RefSeq and is a predicted model, not a curated record.
UGUCGGUCACAAUGCACCGCCUAGCCUUGUUCAUAUUCAGCGUGGUUGUAUUGGUCAAAGCAGACGUUGAUUUGCGUAGCUGCUUUGAAACAGCUUUUUUAAACAAAGGCUGUUGUGAGUAUGAGAUAAAUGAAGAAAAGACUGCAAUGCUAGAGGAAUGUGCCAAAACUGUAGUUCGUGAUCCUCAUUCCUGUGAUUUUCAAACUUGUGUCGCAAAAAAAAGUGGAUUCAUGUUGUCCAACGGAACAAUUGACAAGUCCUUGUUAGAGGCGACCAUAGAGAAAGACUUUAAGAACAAAACUGAUAUCAUGGCGAUAGUUAAAGAAAAGUGUUUAUUAGACAACUUGGAGGAGUAUGGUCCACCGCAUAUGUGUCAUAUUGGGAAAGUUACCAAUUGCUUACAUCUUUAUCUUAUAUUGAACUGUCCUCAAUGGAAAACUUCAGAACACUGCGACAAAGUAAGGGACAGACUCGAUGAUUGCGAAAGUGUGUUUCCCUAAAACUGCAGAUUAUUACGAAAUAAUUUGACACGGAGUUCUAUUAAUGUUACUUUAUGCAAAUCAGCGAUAUACAACUUGUUACCGAAUUAAGAAAAAAUCUGAAGAAUGCUUGAGUAUAUUUCGAAUCAACCCAGUAAAAAUAUUAAACCAAAAUAAGGAUAUUUAUUUUUCCGUACAAACGAAUUCAAAACAUUCUCUCAUCAUGUAAACAGUAAAUAACCCUAUUGAAAAUUAAGAUAAAAUACCGACUCGCGCAUAUUACCUACGCUACGCGACGCGUAUUAAUAAAGUGACAGGAGUAACAUGAUUUUGCAUGUGAUGUUAGUGUGAUGUGCCUCAGAGCCAGUACAUGAUGUACCUCUAAAGCCUGGGAAGAAUUAAUUUCUGUUUUCAUUUACACGUAGUAUAUUAAGUAGUAUUUCAACUACUUCUGAAAUCGUGGAUCACAAUACUUUUAAAUAUAGUAGCCAGAUGAUAAAAUAGUGC